Molecule: messenger RNA, 5520 nt
Organism: Exophiala dermatitidis NIH/UT8656
Lineage: Eukaryota; Fungi; Ascomycota; Eurotiomycetes; Chaetothyriales; Herpotrichiellaceae
Exons: 1
Coding region: 324-4733 (1469 amino acids)
Biological process (GO): small GTPase-mediated signal transduction
Cellular component (GO): cytoplasm; plasma membrane
Molecular function (GO): small GTPase binding; guanyl-nucleotide exchange factor activity
Source: RefSeq, a predicted model, not a curated record
CGUCUUCCAAAUGUUCGCACGGGAUUCUUUAUUCACAGAACUCUAUUAAACGUACGACUCUUGUUACUGACUGGACAUCUGACAGAUUCUGGCUUCCCAAGACAAUCGCGGCCAUCCUUUGAAGCUCAUGAAUGUCCAGACGGCAAGUCGGCGCACUGACCCCGGACGCGCUCCACACAAGAUCGUCCCAUUGAAGGGGACCGACGGCUACUGCCACCGCCUGUCGAAUAAGUCGACCAGGCUGUGACCACAUUCCAACGGCCAUAACCGACACCGCGGCGUUGAACCACACUGCAGACUAGAGAGUUUCAGCCUCCUCUAUCAUGCCCUGGCGGCCACUGCCUCUCUCCUAUGCGGUAGCCAUCUAUCCUUUUCAGCCAUUAGCUGCCUCUCCAGCCGAGCUACCUCUUCAAAUCGGGGACCAACUGUAUGUCAUCGAGCAAGGAGGCAAGAAUGGCGCCUGGUGCCGGGGCUAUCUCGUGGCGCCGCCGUCGUUGUUGUCUGCCUUGAGCCCGGGCGCGAGAACCCCUGCCGAUGCCCGGGUGUUCUCUGGCAUCUUUCCCAAGUGUUGUAUUGAGAUUCGAGAGCAACUCGGUCCAGAUGUAGCCCCCGUGCUUCAACCGGGGCAGGCUAAGCCUCCUGCCCCUGUGCCGAUGUUGAAGAUUGGGGAUGACUCGCCAACUUCCUCAGCCGAACCUCUGGUGGACGAAAUUGCUUCUUGUCUUCGAGAGUGGUACAUCCUCCACUUACCGGAAGUGGUACUACGCCGCGAUUAUCGUCUACUUGACCAAAUGUCCGAAAUCACCAACCGUCUGGACUAUGCUCGGCGCGAAUUGCUCAACGAUGUCCUCACCAGACAGGAGCGAGUGCGGGUCCGCGAGAAUGCUGUUUGGGAUUUGGUUCGGGGGAAUAAGAUGUUGAGCGGAGAAGUCAUUGUCCGAAACCCCGCCAAGCAGGGUAGAAUGUUGACUUCACAAGACUCGGCCAUUGAAGUCUCCAAGCUACAGUCGAUCAUGAGCGUCCUCGAUUCCCAACCCACCGAGAAAUCCAAAGCCACCUCUCUCCACCAUUGUCUGGUAGAGGUCAAAUCGGUGCUAGGCUCAGAAUUGGACGAGACGACGCUCAGUAUGACCCUUUAUGAGAGAACCGCCGAGGGCGCCUUGGUGCCGUUUUCAGAAACUUACAGCUCGGUGGCCCCCGGCAAGCUGAAGACUCUUCUGUCUGACCUCAGCACCAGAGAUGUGGCGGACAAUGGUCGCUUAUUCCUAGUCAUCAAGGUUAUCGUCCCCGAGGCUCCUCGCAAACCGAAAAGACGGGUUUCAGAACGGCCACCGUCAAGGAACGGGACACUGCUUGGACAGAGACAGCUGUCACUUAAUCGGAGACGGUCAAGUCUGAUGUUUGGCAGGAAAAAGAAUGCUGAAAAGACACAGUCUAGUCAAAAUGGCCGGUUGACGCCAGCCGUGCACGAAAGGGCUUCCACCCCAUCCAUCAUCGAAGAGGAGGAAGAAGGGGCCCCCUCAGUCGCUGGGCCUCCCGUACCUCGCACGAUAGCCGUUGGAGUCCUGGAUGUCGACAAGAUUGUUAGGGAGGGGGAACCGCGAGAGGAGAGCGUUACCAUAUGGUCUGUUCCAGAGCGGGAAGAUGAGAGACCACGACAGUCAGAUCCCAGGCUCAUCCAGCUAUUGGAUAAUGCAAAUAAAGCCCUUGUGGUGUCCAGCCGAGUGUCUACUGUCACGCUCGCUUUGACGCCUUUCAGUGCACCAGAUGCAGAUACGUUGAUCAAGAACAAUCCUACUUCCAUGCACAUGGUCGCCAAAACCCAGAAGAUGGGAUUCUCAGAAGCUCCUUCCAAGCCCCGAUCGGACAUCUAUCUGAGAAUAAACAAAGCGGCAAUAUCUCAAGGAGCUCUUUUGUCGCACCCCGAAGACUGCGCCGUGCCCCUUCGAGCGCGUUCGUUGCAGAACCUGCAAUUGACCAUGGAGGUUCGAGAUGCUGCUGGACGGAGGGUAGAGCAUUGCAUAUAUCCAUCAUCCAAUGGAGCUGGAGUAACCGCCUUCCGGACAAACGCUGUCGAGCUCGGCACCGCUUGGGACCAAACAUUGUGCCUCCGGCUACCUGCUGACAAGGUCGCAGAGAGUCAUGUCGUCUUGAGCAUCGCGGAUGCUGCCGAGUUCCCUUUCGCAUUGGCCUGGAUGCCACUAUGGGAUAAGCAAGCCUUCAUCGCUGACGGCAAGCACUCCCUCAUUCUUCAUGCUUACGAUAAAGUCACUUCUAGUGUUGCCCAGGGACGAGGGGCAUAUUUGUCUUUACCUUGGAAUAACUCGAACUACAGAGUGGCAUAUGAAGGCACGAUGGCCGAGAUCGCCUCGGUGGAGGUCGAGACGUUGCUCUGCAGUACAGAAUUCUCCCAGGAUCGAAGGCUAGUCAGUCUGAUCAACUGGAAGCAUCAGAAUUCGGUGCAGCUGUUGGACAUGCUGCAGAAGUUGACGUUUGUUCCAGAGAUCGAGGUUGUCAAGCAACUCAAUGACGUGCUCGAUGCGCUGUUUGGGAUCCUUGUGCACAAAUCAGGGGAAUCCAAGUUCGAGGAUCUGAUCUUCAACGACAUCGUUUGGGUUCUGGGGAUUGUCCACGACCGGCGAUAUAAUCUAGGCCCGUUGGUGGAACAGUAUACCGAGAACCACUUCCGAUCACCCUAUGCAGCAUCUUGUUUGAUCCGGAGCUUUACGCGUCUCUUGCAGAGCGUCUCAGACCCACAAAGUGCUCGUGAUAUGAGAGCCUUGUUCAAGGUCGGGCGGGCUUUCAUGAAAAUCGUCAUUGCAUCCUACCAGCAACGACGGUUCGGGGCGGCACAUUCGACAGGCACUGGCAGCGAGGAAAAGCAUUCCACAUUCAAGGAAGACCUACAGGCCAUCUUCUUCGGUCUGCAGAUGAUGAUGCGCAGCGAAACGGCCACCCUGGUGGGUAGCAAGACGCUGCUGGUGCAGAAUUUCCACACCUGGCUGCCCGAGUUGUUGCCCGCGUUCAGCAAAGAAGAAGUCAUCCAGAUUGCCAUUGAGCUCGUGGACUCGUGCGCAGAAGCGACUGGGAAGUUGGUCCUGUACCGGAUUCUGCUGAUAUUGAAUUACACCAAGUUAGAUGCCAUCUGGGUCGAAGACAAGGACCGCAAGAUUCUAGUUAAGAAUUGUGUCAGAUGGCUCUCACCAUACUGGGAGCAGAAUGAUCUGACUCAACAUUGGCAGGAGCAGAUCCGACUUUGCUGCUCCGUGGUGGCCGAGCUGACCCGCCUCCCGGGGGUUUAUUUGUAUGACUUCAUGCCAAAACUGAUCUUUGCCUACAGCGCCAUCGCCAAAGAGCCGGUCAACAGGCAUCGCUCGCUGUCGCUGCUCUUCCCGGACACCUACCCCUUUGUCACCAAGUCGGCCCCCGACUGCAACGAUCAGUUCGAGGAACCGCUGAUCGAGCUGGCUGGCCUUAUGUCGACCAUCAUUAACAUGAAGUCUCCCUUGGGAACAAGCUUGAAGUUGGAGGGACAGGAUUUGUCAGAGUAUGUUCACGCGGCACUCAUCGUCUUACGCUCGCUGCUACAGAACCACGCGUAUCCCUCGACUUGGCUUAGUCUGCACAUCUACCAUCACUCCUCGGCCAUGGCCGUUCUGGAGCACCUUUUCUCGAUUCUCACGUCGUCAUGCCUUCCAGACCCCGAGGAUGCAGAUGAUUUUGACAUGCAGCUCUGGCGAUCAUUUUUGGACACCAUCCUCCUCCUCGUCUCAUCGCCGGCUCUGACCCUCGAGCUGUUCCCGGAGCAGAAGCGCCGCGCGGUCUGGAAGAUCGCCGGUGACGUGCGUCAAGCGGGCGCCGACCUCCUCCGCAAGGCGUGGGAGAGUCUCGGCUGGGAAGCCACUGCGGACGACCAACGACGGUACAGCAUCCACAAGCUCGGCGGGUACCAGGUCCAAUAUGUGCCGAGUCUGGUCGGCCCUGUGGUCCAUCUCUGUCUGAGCAUGCAUGAAGGAUUGCGCAAGGUCGCCGUCGAGAUCUUGCAAACCAUGAUCGUGUCUGAAUGGGCGCUGAGCGAAGACUUGGAGCCGAUCGAGACUGAAAUCAUCGGCGCCCUCAACACCGUGCUCAAGGCCCGUACCGUCUCCGCCAAUGAAGCAAUCAGCCGCAAGCUGUUUAUUUCAGAGCUGUUGGAUCUCUUCGCCACGAUCGCCAGUCAGCCUGACGACGCCUUGUGGACCGCCCUGGAGGAUCUGGUCUCGACCGUCGAAGAACUCGUCGAUUUGCUCACUUCGUCCGGCGACGAUCCAGAAGACGAUGAUGACGUGCCAUUGCAACACCAACAAGAACAAUUACCACCACUGCCCUCAAGCAGCCCUACGUCCAACGGGCAACAUGCUGCCAAAAAUGGUCACUAUCGGCAGCAGAGCAAGAAGGACACGGACGCCCACUCACAGACCUCCGAGGCCAAGGAGCUCGCCCGGGCCCGCCGGUCCAUCGACGGCCUCAGCCCCUCCCAAGCCCAGCACGGUCGUGGAGGCCGAGAGUACGGCGUGCACGCCCUCGAGUGCUAUAAACAACUCGCCGAGGAGUACGAGCGCACCGGGGACUAUAAGCGGCUGGCCAAGACGUAUCGCGCCAUUGCGAGGAUCCAUGAGGCCAGAGCCGCUGCCCGAGAACUGGAUGGUGGACAAAGAGGCGGGCAAGACGAUGACAUUGACGGAGACGAAUAAUUCCAAAAGAAAUAUGUUGCAGCGGAAAGAAAAUAUGUUGAACCUACCAGCGCGGUGUAGAAAGAGGUUUGUUUGAUAAGCAGAGCCAGACCAGUGGGAGCUUUUGGAUCGGGAAUUAAUCGAGUAGCUUGGAUGAGACAGAACAUUACAGUUAUCAGGAGAGGUCUUAGAGCAAGCGGAAUCCCCGGGCAUGAGAGCCACGGUGGUCUUCUGUCUUGUACUCUGAAAACAACGGACGCGAUUUGUUCCUUUGACUUGCAGGAUAUUCGACUUUAUAGUCGGCCUAACUAGACUCCCAAAGCGAAAAAGUGGCAACCAAGAGAUAAAUAUCCAUCAUAGACAUGCGCUGCAGUCAUACCGCGAGUCUUGAGAAUGAUCUACCUGUAGUCGCUCGACUGUGCGUCGAUGCGCAGCUUGGAUUGUCCGUGGGAGGCUCUUGCGGAGAGGGAACACAACGGCACCUAAGGCGGUGACACGCGGGCAGCUCACUGCCACGAGGCCGUCAGGGAGAGGCGGGCAGCGCAUUGAGCACAGUCAAUGCUGCGAGCUCCUCUUUGCCAAACAAACUGCCUGAACAGGAGACAUAAACAUGAGCCAAAUACAAACAGUCUUGUCCUCAAAACAAACAGCGCACAAGCACACCACAAUUUCUCCAGCAGAGAUGUUUGGCAUCUCCAUAAUCAGGCGAUGGGUGUCUAUCCAGAGCUGGAUUGGGCAAUUUCGAUGUUGCCACCGUUCUGAUCAGCUGUGGUGAAAGCAAUAGAUUCAAUUAGAUUGAUCACUCUCC